ACGUAUUUUCGUAAACUAUUUUUUUCUGUACAUACGUUUGUUUUUGUUUUAAACAUGGACAGUUGGUUUAAAAGUGGGUCUAUUAAUAAGACGCCUGCUACGGAGUCAUCUUGUUCUAAUAUAGAAGAAAGCAUAACCAACGAAAACGGAGUUAAUGAUAAUAGUCCUACUUCUCAAGGUAUGAGUAGUACACUACCGCCCAAUACUGGUGACUCUGCCCCAAGAACGUCCAAAAAACGUAAACUGAACGAGUUGAGUCUUUCUUUACAAGGAAGAACUUUGACAAUUUUUGAUGCGAGCUCCAGAGUAUGUGCAUUGAAAAGAAAAAUUGAUUAUUGGUCAGAGUGCUUAUUUAAAAGAGAGCUGGAGUGUUUUCCAAUAAUGCAGGCCUUUUUGGAGGAAAACGAAUUGCAAGCUCCCAUUAGCAUUAUUAACGAGAUUGCUGAACAUCUCAAACAACUGAAAAAUUCAUUUAAUAAAUAUUUUCCUACAGAUCGAGAGGUGUUUUUAAAAGACCGUGAAUGGGUAGUUAAUCCAUUUUCAGUCUGUGGAAAACCCUCAAGCUUGUCUUCAAUCGAAUAUGAGAGUUUGAUCGAUAUUACUUCAGAUUCAACAUUUCAAUCCACCUUCAGUAGCAAUUCUUAUGUUGAAUUUUGGCUAAAUUUGAAAAAUACAAGUUUUGAUAAUUUGAGUCAAAAAGCAAUAACAAUACUCUUACCUUUUGCUACCACAUAUUUAUGCGAGACAGGAUUUUCAGCCUAUGCGGCUACUAAAACCAAAUACCGGAACCGUCUUAAUGUAGAACCUGACCUUCGUAUCCAACUGUCAAAAAUUGAACCAGAUAUUGCCAAACUUUCAAAAAAUAAGCAGACACAAAACUCUCAUUAAUUUUUAACUUUUAAAGCAGUAUUUUUUUUCUUUAUUUUCAACCAUAAUAUUGUAAUUUGUUUUUAAUAUGUACAAUAAAAUUAUUUAAAUCGGUCAACAAUGAAAACAAGUGUUCAUUUUUAUCAUGUUUUUCAUAAUAUUCACAGAGGGGCACCUAACUAAAUUUGGAACAACAAAAGGGCACCGCCGACUAAAAA
Molecule: messenger RNA, 1085 nt
Organism: Metopolophium dirhodum (rose-grain aphid)
Lineage: Eukaryota; Metazoa; Arthropoda; Insecta; Hemiptera; Aphididae
Product: zinc finger BED domain-containing protein 5-like
Exons: 1
Coding region: 55-888 (277 amino acids)
Source: RefSeq, a predicted model, not a curated record